AUGGUUUCUAAUAGUAAUGUUGAAGAUAUGGACGGAUUAUAUACACCCUUGCAACCUCAUACAAUAUUAUUAAAAGACGAUGAAACUAUUGCCACAAUGUACCCUAUACCGAGUGAUCCUGCCUUAUUUCCCAAAGGAUUAUUAUCAUUUAUACUAGAUGAAUUUAAUAUGGAGAUAGUAAAAGGUGUUAGUUUUCCAUAUUAUGAGACGUUAAAUGAAAGAGAAUUCAAAGAUAUUUGGUUUCACAAAGAUGGUCACCUUUGUAUUAUGGUUCUUGGUGAAAUACCUGAAUUGGAUUACAGUGUACCGAACGAUCAAAGUGAUAUUGAUAAUAACUAUGGAACCAAAGUAGAAACAAUGAAACAUACGGGUCAAUACAUAUCACGUAAAAAUAAUAGGAAUUUAAAUUUGAAUAUUCAGUGGGAGAAACAAUGUUUAGGAGUAUUUUCAUUGCAACCUGCCUAUCCCGGACGUUCAUCACAUAUAUCUACUGGAUAUUUUUUGGUUAAUGCAGGGAUCAGAGGGAAAGGUAUUGGUAAAACUCUGGUGGAAACUUUUUUAGAAUGGGCCACUCAUCUGGGUUUCACUUCAGCAUAUUUUCCUUUGGUGUAUGGUACUAAUGUUGGAAUGCGAUGUAUAUUGGAGGAGUUAAAUUUCAAAAGAGUUGGGAUGUUACCGUCAUCAGGUAUUUUAAAGGGGUAUGACAUACCUAUUGAUUCAUUUAUAUAUGAGAAGGAACUAACCAGUAUCACAAAGAGUAUAGAAAUGUUUAAGGGACAUGACAAGAAUAAUGUUAUUGCUAAGUAUGAAAGAAUGUUAUAUUAUAUGGAACAUAAGAAAUAUCCAAAGAAUUGUGACAAGACUGAGAAGGCCCGAAUCCGUAUGCAUAGUAAAAAACAUACUUUGGAGAAUGGUAAGAUAAUGUUUAAGGGGAAAGAGGUUGUGUAUGAUCCAGUUAAACAGAGACGAAUUGCUAUUGAGGAACAUUGUUUAGAACAUGCAGGAGUGAAUAAAGUAACUGCUAAAAUUUCUAAACGCUAUCAUUGGAAUGGUAUUAAAAAUACAGUGUUGGAAGCCACAUCACAAUGUGAUAGAUGUAAAUCUAGAUUUUCAGAUGAUACGGGGGUUAUUGUAACAUCAAAUGAUAAUGUUAAACAGGCACAUAUGUUACCUUAUCACAGUAUUAAGGCACAAGAUUUGGUUCAUAUAAAUAAAAUAAGUAAUUAUAUAUCACAAGAAGGCCAGCGAGAUGCAGAUGAUAAAUUAAUCAAUUUAAUAGAAAUUGUGCAAAAUGUCAAUAGUGCACAACCACAAGGUAAUUAUGAUGGGCCCACACCAAAAGAUAAACAAGAGGAUGAUGUUAACAGAAAUACUAAGAAUGACCUUAAUGUUUCAUUGACAGCAGCAAACACAGCAACCCCACCAGACCACUUGUCUGGUUUUAUUCCUGGUACUACUUCUAUUGAUACUAAUAGUAUUAAUCAUAACAGUAAUGUCAAUAGAAAGAGAACUUAUGAAUCUGCUGUUCAACAUGGCUUACUGGCUAAACAAGGUGCUGGUAGUUUAGGAUUUUCAAUACAAAAUAAUAGCUCUAACAGUCACAGUAGCAAUGGAGGCAAUAACAAUGGUGAAAAUGCUAACUUUAGUAUUGAAGACACCAUUAAUAUGAAUAUGAGACAGUUAAAUAAGAUAGUGGAGGAAGAGGAAAUGAAGAAAAGAAGGAGGACAAUAAGUAAAGAUUCAAAUUAUAACCAUGCACCAAACACAAUGUAUGAAUUUAAGGAGAUAUCUUUAACAUCAACUAUCGAUAACAACAGCAAUAAUAAUAAUAAGAAUGAUCAGUAUACUCAUUAUGAAAAAGGUAAUAAUAACAGUCACAGUCACAAUCACAAUCAUAGUAAUCAUAACAAUAAUAUUCUACAUUUAGAUCCAAAUGUGAUAGAAGCUUUAAAUUUGGUAUCAAAAUCCCGACAUAAUGAUAAUACUAACUAUAAUAGUGAUAAUCAUAGUGGAAGUGAUGGUUAUAAUAAUGUUACAAACAUUCCAUUAAUAUUUGAUUUUGGAGAUGACUAUUUAGAAGAAGAGGAUGAAGAUUAUGAAGAACCAGAUGCAACAAGUGCUACAGGAAGAGAAGACGAUGAUGACGAUGAUGAUGAAUAUGAAUAUGAAGAAAGAGGGGAAAAUGGAGAAAAUUUUGCUGAUCAGUUUGAAGAAUUGUCCAUUGAGCACGAAUUACAAAGUUUGCAAAAUCUUGGUGAUGAAGACUUAAAUUUUCAUUCUAAUAUACGGCGUUAA
Molecule: messenger RNA, 2295 nt
Organism: Arxiozyma heterogenica
Lineage: Eukaryota; Fungi; Ascomycota; Saccharomycetes; Saccharomycetales; Saccharomycetaceae
Gene: SPT10
Product: Spt10p
Exons: 1
Coding region: 1-2295 (764 amino acids)
Cellular component (GO): nucleus
Molecular function (GO): acyltransferase activity, transferring groups other than amino-acyl groups
Source: RefSeq, a predicted model, not a curated record